Suillus discolor is the source of this 2432-nucleotide messenger RNA. RefSeq names its product lysophospholipase. Lineage: Eukaryota; Fungi; Basidiomycota; Agaricomycetes; Boletales; Suillaceae. Gene Ontology annotation, cellular component: cytosol. Gene Ontology annotation, biological process: glycerophospholipid catabolic process. Gene Ontology annotation, molecular function: A2-type glycerophospholipase activity. The transcript has 7 exons. The record is from RefSeq and is a predicted model, not a curated record. The coding region runs from base 151 to 1962 and encodes 603 amino acids.
UACAGCGAGCCUCACGAGCUCAAGACGUGUUUAAUUUGGAGCUGCUAGUCUCACACGUAAUACGCAGCAAUAGCCCGGAGGUUCACUGAAACGUGUAUUCUGCGUCCUGAUCAUUUAAAGGGCAUCCAUUCCCUAGUCGCGUAUCCGACCAUGCUGCGAAAUCGCUUUGCUAUCUUGUUUGCCCUUUUAUCGUGGUUAAACACAUUCGCCAUGGCUCAGACCGCGGCAUCUCAGGCGUACACACCUAUUUCUGGGCGAUGUCCUGCAGGCUUCAACCUGGUGCGGAUGGCUGGUACUCCUGGGAAUCAGACCCUCAGUUCAUCUGAAGCCUCCUACGUUCAAAAUCGCAAGGCCCAUGUCCUUCCGCAAGCCUGGAAAACUUACCUAUCAAAUGUCUUAUCUACCAAUCCUUUUCUCCCUGAUUACGUCUCAAGAAUUCUUUCGGGCGCUAGCUCCGAGAUCCCAACUCUAGGCAUUGCAACGAGUGGAGGAGGAUACAGGGCUGCAAUCUUUGGUGCAGGAGUGUUGAACGCACUGGAUGCGCGGAAUUCAUCUUCCGAUGCCGCUGGAACGGGCGGGUUGCUGCAGGCAGCAACCUAUCUGUCAGGAUUGUCAGGCUCAUCGUGGUUCAUCACAUCCCUCGCUCAAGCCAAUUUCCCUACCAUGCAAGAACUCAUCUUUGGACCCGCUAAUCCCACAGCGUCCAACAGUUCGUGGGGAGGAUGGAACGCUGACUAUGAUAUUUUAACGCCAAGCACGAACUCUGCCAUAGAUACGCAAUAUUAUACGAACCUUGCAGAUGAGUUGCUCGGAAAGUACGACGCUGGUUAUGUAGUGACAUUUGCGGACUAUUGGGGGCGUAUGCUAGCCAGACAUUUUGCCAGUGGUACCUUCUCGUCUAAUGUCUUUAACGACUCGUACACCCAUGGAGCUGGACUUCAUUCGCAGUCCUAUUCAAUACCAUUCCCAAUUGUGACCGCAGACCUUCAAGCUCCGGGUCAGAACUCAUCGGAGAUUAUUGCUGAAGACUACAUCCCCUUAACUAAUCCCAACAUCGAGUUCAAUGUCUUUGAAACGGGUUCUUUUGAUCCGCAGCUUUCUGCAUUCGUGCCAACCAAAUAUUUGGGAACGACAAAUAACAGUAUCUGUGUCACCAACUAUGAUCAAUCUGCGUUUAUUGCUGCGUCAUCUUCUGAGCUAUUCAAUGAGGCCAAUUUCACUAAUACCUUCAAUUCGGAGUUUGGGCCCAUUUUAGCUCUUAUGGCGGAUCUUAUGCCUGAACCCCAUGUUGAAUACGACAUUGCUUCUUGGCCAAAUCCAUUCUAUGGUGUAGCGCCAGACACCUUUAUUGAUUCGACGCAAACGAACCUGAAUAUGGUGGACGGUGGUGAAGAUGGUGAAGUUAUCCCGCUGCAACCCCUCCUGGUGAAGGCACGUGGCGUCGAUGUCAUUUUCGCUAUCGAUGCAACCGAUGAUAUCAACGGCUUCGCGGAUGGCAGCUCUUUGAUUGCCACGCAAAAUCGUAGUUCGCUUUAUCCCUCUGCUUACUCAUUCCCCCCUGUUCCCACUUCUAUGGGAGAAUACACCGCACAAAACCUGACUACGCGCCCGACAUUUUUUGGAUGCAAAACGACCAGUUUGAACACAAGCACCCCGCUUCUCAUAUACCUUGCUAAUGGUGGUCCACCCGACGGCGAAGCUCCCCUCACCAACACCUCGACGUCUCAAACUUCCUAUUCGUCAUCGGAGAUCCAGGCAAUGCUUACCCAGACCUUUGUUAUCGCGACCCAGGGGUAUCCAGAGAAAGAAGCAACGAAGGAUCCGUAUUGGCCGUCGUGUCUCGCAUGCGCUGUCGUCGACCGUGCAAGGGAGCGAGCAGGAGUGGAAAGAAGUGGCAUUUGCUCUACCUGCAUGGACAGGUACUGCUGGGAUGGAGACACACUCACAACUGCUGCAUCCUAGAGCGGCGUCAUAGUAUAGGCUAUGCAUUCGGGCAGCUUAGCGCUUUCGAGGUGACUUCGGCUAUUGUGUCAUGCUGAUGAUGUGAAAUCAAUUUGUGCAGGCGGACACAGUCUGAGUUUUCAUUGUCAGGAUUGAUUCAUUGACAAUGAAUGCUUUUGGUUACUGUUGGCUGUUAACGAAUUGGACGCGAUUAUUGGCAUGACGUUUGCUUUUGCUGGUUUGGGGGAUACGGCGGUGUCGGGCCCUACUGAUCAUUUUUGAUUCAGCGAUGGCGGAUCCACGUCACAAGUAUCAGAUACGAUGACCACUGGCAAGAAUUUCAAACGUGCGGCUACUAACUAGACCUGCGGUGUCGAUGCUGACAGGAGCACGAAGCCGAGCUGUCAUUGUUAGGCAAGAAUGGGCAGAACUUUACAUCCAUACAGACGAAUUUGUGAUCCUCCAAUCCACUGAAAGGCCUGCUGUCCUCA